UGGGUAUGCUGACAAUGACUACAAAAAAACAUCAUACACAUAAACAUUAUACACUGAUAGAGUUGGAUCAUAAAAUGGCUCAGGGUAACAAAAUUUCUGUUUUACGAAAAAUGUUUGGUUUGGGUAAAAAAAAACCCGAAAAUUCGUACAUAGUGCCACAGAAUUCGAAAAUAAAUUUGGAGCAAAAACCUGGUUUCAAGGAACACAUUGCCAAUCUUAAGGAAAACAAUUACGAUCGCAGCGCCAUGAAUAAGUGCCCACAUUGCGAGAAUAUGGCCAAGAACUUUUUGUACUUAGAAAGCCUGAUACGUAACAAUUGCGAUAAAAAUCCAAAGUGCAGCCUGUGCCAAUCGUCCCUGAAGUAUCUACAGUAUGUGAAUAGAAACAUAAUGCAAGUCUUUGGAAACUUUGACUCGAUUGUGCAGGCUGCACGCGUCUUUUCCACACAAGUGCCUCCAUCCCCGAAGUACUCAGUGAAGAAACCACAGCCGAAAGAAGUCAAGUCAAUUCGUUCUGAGGGCGGUGCCCUAAUGAACGUACAGAAAUCUGCUAAGUCUCUCAAGGCCAUCAAGUCGCAGAAAUCAAAGAAGUCGAUCAAACCCUCCAAGUCGGGCAAGACCCUGGCCAAGGCAAAGAGCAGAGCUACCACUAGCACAAAGAGCCGCAUUAGUCAUGGCAAGAUGGUACUCAAAAGUAAAUUCAAGCCAAAACCGCCCAAGUCAUCCAAAUUGGCAAAGCAGCUCAGCAAGGUUGUCCGCAGCGCCAGCCAAUAUCAAAACUUGCGUGCCAUGCGCUCCAAGCUGGCCAACAAGGCAAAGAAGCCAAAGAAGCAGCGUACCAACCCAGUACCCACAAGCAUCAACUGGAGCCUGCUUAAACGCAACAUGCCCAAACGUACCAAGCCAAUUCUUGUAUAUUAGAUCGCUUUGAAAUACUUAAACCGAGUGGCAUAAACAGACUUGACUUAUUUUGAACGCCUGACAAAUAUCGAACUCUUAGCUUCGUCAAAAUUUUCCGUAAAUAUACUGUAAAGCACACGCAUUUAGGUUAUAAAAUACAAGGUUUAAAAUUAA
Messenger RNA from Drosophila novamexicana, 1073 nucleotides. RefSeq lists its product as uncharacterized. The record is from RefSeq and is a predicted model, not a curated record. Bases 6 to 920 code for a protein of 304 amino acids. The transcript is spliced from 2 exons. Lineage: Eukaryota; Metazoa; Arthropoda; Insecta; Diptera; Drosophilidae.